This is a messenger RNA of Exophiala viscosa, 1131 nucleotides long. RefSeq lists its product as uncharacterized. NCBI's taxonomy places the organism in Eukaryota, Fungi, Ascomycota, Eurotiomycetes, Chaetothyriales, Herpotrichiellaceae. Bases 489 to 992 code for a protein of 167 amino acids. Gene Ontology annotation, cellular component: trans-Golgi network. The record is from RefSeq and is a predicted model, not a curated record. The transcript is spliced from 2 exons.
AUAAACCAAAAUCAUACUCCACACUUCUCUGGCGUUGACGGAACUCUCCCUGGGACCCUCCCUCUCCCUGGCAAAAGCUUCAGGGAAGGUGACCCUUCCCUGCGGUACCCAACCCUUUCCAUUCCCCUCUCUCGCCAAGGGUCAUUACCCUUCGAAUACUCGUUCACACCACUUUACUCGACGUUCUCUUUUCCUCCCCUUAUACAGGGCAACAAGUUACACGCCUGGGUAGCUAAUACCAGUCACUAACGAGGUGCUUCCUCGUCAAAUGCGGGAGCGGAAUCCUUCGUAGCACCACUACGUGGACACAGGCCAGUGCGCUCAGCCAGCCUGCGCAGGAAAAGGCCAAUGCGCCGUUGGACCUUGACCAAAACUUGGAAAACAAGCAGGACCGUUGGAACACAGAAGACUUCGAGAAUCGUCAACAGCAAACACAAACCUUCUCAUCAUAUGCCUACGAUUGCGGUGUUUUAACCACAACAUACCUCAUGACUUCGCGAGACUCGAUAGACGUCUCCAUCCGACCCUCAAUAUCUCCUUCAAUAUCAAGCGCUUCCUCUUCUUCUUCCGAAUCCGACAGCUCCCUACCCCAAACUUCUCCCAGAUCUCAACCGCGGCGGUCGCGUAUGGACAGGCCCAGAAUAGGGGAAAGACAGCGUUCGAACACGAUCAUCGUACCCAAAAGUCAAUACGUUGCUCCGAGAGAAAUGCCACAAUAUCCCCCAGACGACGCGAGAGCAAUGAGUCCCAGAAGAAACAGCGAAGACAUUGAGAGGUUGGAACGAGGUGUUCGAGAAAGCCUGAAAGAGCAAGCUCGAAGUUUACAGUCUUCUCUUGCAGCAUUGGCGGAAAAGAUUGACGAGGUCAAGAACGACCACGACAAGCUGGAAAACGAGAACCGCUUCCUCCAGGACUACAUUGGCGGCUUGACGAGAACCAUGUCAAGAGACAACCUUGGCAGAAGUGCGAGCACCAGGAAAGGCAGACGAUGAUCGACUCACGAAUCCACCUCGCCUUUUCGCAUCUUUACCGCGGCGCGGUUCCAACUCGUACAUCCUAGCUGUCUACCUCAAGAACACGCCUGAGGUACCUAGGUCGGGGGCGUUCUGAUGUCGUUCAUUUUCUACGAAA